This is a messenger RNA of Xyrichtys novacula (pearly razorfish), 429 nucleotides long. Lineage: Eukaryota; Metazoa; Chordata; Actinopteri; Labriformes; Labridae. The record is from the annotation of a GenBank genome assembly.
AUGUCCAUCCUCUUCCCCAGGAUGAUUUGGCUGAUAGCGCUCCUGAUUCUCGGCUUGGUAGCUGCUCCAGCUAGCCCCAACAUCAUAGAGUCAGGACCGGACUCCGGAUUUGUAUUGAGGGAUGAGCCUGGACUCCUGAUAACGGACUGUCGCCUGCACACAGAGAUGGUGUUUGUUAGGCUCAACCCUAAGGAAGUCCUCUGGAAAAAUGUUCCAGUAACGGCUCAGCUGACCAGUUGGGCCGGGACACAUUGGAGCAGGGAAGUCGUGAGUCAUGCAGAGUCUGACAUUACUUACAUGUUAGAGCAGCUUCAGAAAUUCACUGUCACCCACUCAGAGUUAAUUGGCUCCAACAGGAGGUCUAAACGGUUUAUUGGUGGGUUGCUCACUGCAGCCAGGGUCACCCACGCCAAACAGCUCGAAGGAUAG